This is a messenger RNA of Notodromas monacha, 481 nucleotides long. The record is from the annotation of a GenBank genome assembly. NCBI's taxonomy places the organism in Eukaryota, Metazoa, Arthropoda, Ostracoda, Podocopida, Cyprididae.
UUGUUUGUCCAUUUUAGGGAUUGGGGGAUUUAAAAAAAUAGUCCCUCAUAAUCGCGCCAUGCUGCUCUGGAGAACAGCACUGUUUUUUGUUCUUGUUGCUCUCGCCGCAGCAUUGGACCUUGUGGACAAUUCAGGAUGUGUGUCCGAAGGAAUGGAAUGUGAUUCUACUGAAGAGUGCUGUUCUGGCGGCAUGUCCACAUUGUGUUCCUCAGGCAAGUGUCGGUGUUGGGGCGGGAUGCAGUGGCGAGCGUCCAUCCGACGCUGCGUGCCCAUCUACUCCUUUGGCCGUUUCGAUCCCGGCGGAGACGAUUACGACCUCCAUCCACACGAAGAAUACGUCCCCCCACCGGUUGUUCCCACGUGGAAACCCGAACCCCGGACGACUCAGACGUCGUCGGAAGGCGUCGAGCUGGCAGUUCAGCAGCAGCAACACGGCAGCCGUGUUAGCGGCGGGUUCCAGUCGCGUCUCUUCCGCCUCUAA